ACCUUUGAUUCUUUACUUACAUAAUUUGUUUUAUUAUUGUAAACACAUCCAUACCCAUACCUUUGUUUCUUUUCUUGCUAUAUUUUCAUUUUUAUUUUGUUGAUCCUUUGCCUCUUCAAAAAUAUUCACGUAUGUUAUUCAGCAUGUACAGUAGAAACAAUUUAUUUCAAUUUAUAGAAAAUACAGAAUUGGUCUAGUGGACAAAGGAAGCUGGACAGCUAGCAGAAUCUUACAAAAAAGGUUAAUCAUAAGAGGGCAACCAAGUUGUCAAGAGGCAAAACCAUGCAUUAUGAGGAUUGAACUAAACUCUGUACAGUAUGUUUUGUCUGGAAAUGAGAACAGUGAGACUUGAUGAGCAUUGGGUUUUAUUCAUGUAGACAUGGCCUAAAACGAAGAUUACAAAUUACAAAAGUCAAGAUUCCACCUAAACAUUAGGAAGGUUUCAUUGACUGUAAAUUGAACAUGCUGCUAUAGAAGCAGUGGACUUGGAGAUCUUUGGCCCUUUUUUGGCAAUAUUCAAGUUGUGAAUUGCAACAUGGCUGGAGUGGUCGCUUCAGACUUUAUGGUUUUAUGAUUUUUUCUUGUAUUGCAAACUCUCAUUUCUAGGUGGUAUGUGUGUGGUGAAUAUUUCUCAUGAAGCAAAAUAUCUUCAGCUGGUCAUGCUUUUCUGUAAUAUACUGUUGCUGUAUAAGAUUUUUUUAAUUACUUGGCUAUAAGCCACAAGAAAACUAAAGAGGCUGCUUCCCUUUUAAUGUAGCCACUCUUUGGUUGCUUAGACUUACUGUAACUGCAUAUUGAAUGCUUUUCAAAGCUGGGUAGAUUAAAUUUAUAAAGCAAAGCAAAUUAUGUUCAAAUGAUUUGUCUUGCUUGGAUGAAGUUCUUCAUUUUGGGAUUAACAUGCCAUUUUCUAUGUGAUUUAAUAGAUUAUGAAAUAGCUCUAUCAAAUAAGUAAUAGUUUCCUAAUCAGUUCGUUUGUCACAUCUUUUGCUACGGAUGCCACUUAUUCACGAUGUUUAUCUCAACCUUUUCCUAACGUUCUUAAUGGCGAAAUUAUACAAAAAAUUACUGUGUAGUAUUACAUAUUUUAAAAAGACAGAAAAAGAACAAAGAAAAAGUGCUAUCUCCGAAAUUAUUCAUAAAUAAUUACAUAAUAGCUGGUGUUCUUUUGCAGUGAGGUAAAAAAUAAUUGUUUCUCUCAUGUUCAAGGAAGGAAGGAAGGAAGGAAGGGUCAUUUGUUCCAAAACACUUUAACUAUUCUGUCUUGUCAUAGUUCCUUCUCUAUUUAAGCAAAAAAAAAAAAAAAAAGGUUGUAGUUCCCCAUUUUGAUGUUUGCUAUUUUCUUUUACUAUAAAUCUAAUUAACAUAAAUUACCAUAAUGAAAUUAUAACCUAGACCAAUCCUCAUUACAUUGGUUUAUGAGACAUUUUUUUUCCUUUGGAGGCAAAUAUUUAUUUAAUUAUUAAUUAUAUUUUUACUUUGCUUUUAUUUCAUUGACCUCAUGAAUUAGAGCUCAUUGUUCCCCUCAAUUUUUGUCCUCUUCACCACAUAUAGUCCUGUGAGGUAGGUCAGUCUGAAAGAGGGUAAUUAGCCUAAGUCCACACAAUGAGUUUCACAGGGACUUGUAUUUCGAUUUACAACCUUGUACAACCCUUGAUCAAUUUCUUUAUGAGUAGAAUAUAUGUGCAAUAAACACAUAUAUAGAAAUUACUAACUAAUCUGAUAACAGUAAUUGCCUAGUAUAAUGAGCAGCAGUUAUUCCUUAAAAUUGAAAUUAAAACACUCAUUUUAAACAUGUACAUGGUGAAUAUUUCUAUUUGUAACUGUAAAAAUAUUUUUAAUAUGCUAUUUCCUAUUUUCUUGCAAAAAUGCAUGUGCUGAAAUGUUGAAAAAUAUAUUAAUUAUAUCACAUAAAUAAUAAUAAUAAUAAUAAUAAUAAUAAUAAUAAUAAUAAUAAUAAUAAAACUUUAUUUAUACCCCGCCACCAUCUCCCCAACGGGGACUCGGGGCGGCUUACAUGGGGCCAUGCCCAAAACCAUACAUUAUGACAAAAUAUAAAACAACAUAUCAUAACACAAUUUAACAAUACAAUAAAUAAUAACAUACAUUACAAUCCAAAAUUCAGAAAAAGCAAUAAAAACCAGGGCAGGCCACAUGAACACUAAAUAAAAGCUUGGUGAGAAAGACAUAUGAAUAAAACCACGGGGAGCAGGGACAUAAAAUAGUGGAACAGUCUAGAGGAUAGAUAUCCCAAGGGAAUAACCGAAGGAAAAUAUGACAGUUACUCUCCAAAGGCACAUACAAAAUUAAUUAUACAAUUGUCCUUCUAUUUUAGUGGGGGGUGGAGGUGCAGUUCCUCUGCAAAAGUAGAAAAACCACAAAUGUCUCAGGAUGGGCAGCAAAUGGGAUGCCACCACUCUGGUCUCUGGAGGAGGACAGUAUGCUGUACACAAGGCAUUAGACUCCAUUGGACUUUCAGACUAGAAACAGAGACUCUAUUAGACUCUUAGAACUGAGAGAUGUUUUAGAUUGUGGACUAUUGAUUCUAAGAAUGAUGCCCUGUGUUACCUACACAAAGAAUCUACAGUAGAGUCUCACUUAUCCAACAUUCGCUUAUCCAACGUUCUGGAUUAUCCAAUGCAUUUUUGUAGUCAAUGUUUUCAGUAUAUCGUGAUAUUUGGUGCUAAAUUUGUAAAUACAGUAAUUACAACAUAACAUUACUAUGUAUUGAACUACCUUUUCUGUCAAAUUUGUUGUACUUCAUGAUGUUUUGGUGCUUAAUUUGUAAAAUCAUAACCUAAUUUGGUGUUUAAUAGGCUUCUCCUUAAUCUCUCCUAAUUAUCCAACAUAUUCGUUUAUCCAACGUUCUGCCGGCCCGUUUAUGUUGGAUAAGUGAGACUCUACUGUACUUCAAAUCUACUUGUAACUGGAUUGAGAAGCAAAGUACCUAUAUUCUGAAAACAUGAAGUUUGUGAGUAAACCAGCUAUAUUAGUUUUAAAUAAGUCUUCUUAUUUUUGUCUCUUGAGAGCAUUAAGGUUUUAAGGGAGAGUAGAUGUUUUGGGGCAAUUAAAAAGAACACUUUCGAAACUCUGCUGAAUAUAAAUGUAUUUUUGUGCAUUGGCAUAUCUUUGUCCCUAACCGUUCAAAGACAUACCUAGGUACAUCAGUUUAACAGCUGAGAAACCUAGUUGCCUUGCAUGAAUGCUGGCGAAUGCCAUUUUCCCAAAAGGUUAUUACUCUAAAAUAGUGAUUUCCAAAGUGGGCGCUACCGCCCCCUGGUGUGUGCUGCAGCAAUCCAGGGGAGCGGUGAUGGCCACAGCUACAUAUAUCUUUCUGUUUAAUUGCUAUUAAAAAAAUUAAAAAAAUAAUUUCCAGGGCGCUGAGUAAUAUUUUUUUCUGGAAAGGGGGCAGUAGGCCAAAUAUGUUUGGAAACCACUGCUCUAAAACAUCAUGCUUUACUAAGAGGUUAUAGCAUAUUUUUCAAAAGAUUAUGACUUCUAACAAGGCCAUCCCUUUCCAAAUAUAAAAUCUCCAAAAAUGUUUUGGAGAUUUCCAUUUUCCAAAAUAGAAUGUCUCAAGGAAGACAUUCUGUAGCAGAGGAUGUUUGCCCUCCCUCCCACCUUUAGAAUAAACUCUUAAUAAGUGGUUGCUUGGGUGAGUCACACUCUCAAUCUCAAGUUAUGAUUGCUAGGCCACAGAGGAAGGUUGCAGACAACUCCUUCCUUUAAAAUAAUGCUUCAUGCAUUGUUGUCUGGAGUGAGUCACACUCUCUCAGCCCCAGAAAGGCACAGGCAAUUCCACUCAUUAAUUAUGUCAUCACAUACUGAGGCCUACAUUUUAUUGCGUGCCUCAUGUUGGGAGUUAGGCUCUUAUCAGAAUUCUAAAGGUGUCGGGUAAAUUUAGUCUCAUGCAUUUGAGGUUCAAACUUCUUAUCAUGCCUACUAAUGAAAUUAACUAGAAACUGAAAUGAGCAGUGUUCACAGUCUGACUUGCAUUUCUGUGUGUCCACCAAAGUUUAUCAAUGGAGUCUUAUUUCUGUCAAAGUGUAUUGCCACAGUUUUCAAGUGUUUCCAACAGCCGUUGUGAUAUUUGAUUUAAUUAAAUCUAUAUAAAAUAUAGAAUGAACCAUAUAAUUUAAAUUAUUUUGUGUUAUGGAACUACUCUUCAUGAUUCGCUAAAAAAAUUCAACCCCCCCCCCCCCCCACACACACACACACAGUUUUUUCUGGCUACAGCCCUGCUUGUUCUCUUACGUGUUUCACAUUUUUCUCCAUCAUCAUCGCUAAAUCUUCCUCAACAUUUAUUCAUUCUCAAUCAUGAUCUUUUCCAGUUUCCUCUAUUCUCUCUGUGUUCAUUUCUCUCAUCAUUUUCUUUCCCCACAUAUUCUUUUUCAUAUCUUUAUGGAUUUUCAUCAACACUCUCUUUUGUCUUCUCUCUUCUUUCUCUACAUGUCUUCUCCAUUCCUCCAUCUCCUGACUCCUCCUGAUUAUAAACUCUACAGUUUCCUCCCUGUUGUCUUUCUCCUAACAUUUUCCUCAUCUUUUCUCUUGUUUUGUCAAUCAUGCCCAAUCUCUUCCACUAUCUGCCAACCUUCCAUUCCUGUUCAUUCUGUCACAUGGUAGGCACUAACUCUAGUGAAACCACUCCAACUAUUCACACAAUGCAAUGUUCUGGGAUUGGUGGUAGAAGAAAAAGUGGUGUAUGUAAGGACAAUAUUAGAACGGAAAUACAUUGUCUCUUUAUCAUUUACAAGCUAAUGCCAUUCAAUUAUGUGGAAUAAUUUUGUGGGGGAAAGUACUUCAUGUAUUGAACUACAUUUUUAAAUGUAACCCUUAACUUAUUAAAAUCCUUUUCUAUGAUAUCUGCCUUGGAGACAAUAAAAAGCACAUGCUUCAGGUAACAUGUAAAUCAUUAAAAUUGAAAACUAAUCUUGUGACACAGAUAUUUAUUUGUAAGUAGUUAUGACUCAUUUAUAAUUGGGAAUAGUAGAGAAUAUUUUCUUUGUCAAAUCCUUCAAGAUUAACACCUGCCCUUUCAUAAGAUCUCGUUGCUGGCUCUUUGAAGCAGUUUCCUCCAAAACCUCUACAGUGAGAUACCUUACAAAACUGAAUUAUUUCAGCAGUACCAUUUUGCAUAUUAUACAAGAAAGCAUGAGUAGCAUUUUGAAAGGAUUUUAUGAAAUGCUGAAUUGAUGAAAUGUCAUAAAGAUCAGACAAUUAUUCAUGCCUUGAAAAUGUGUUAGGAGGUGAAAAUAGAUUCGAAGUUUCUUCAAAAUGUACCAGGCUGCAUCUGCUCUGUGCCUCUAGAAUGAUCAAGUGAUGACAAGCAAACAAAUAGGUGAGAAAAAACCAAGUUUACUACUUUCUUUUCCCCUGAAAGUAUGUGUACAAAAUCACAACUGUCCAUGAUGUGUCAAUUUAAUGUGUAGAAGACAAGGAGAGGAGAUGAAAAAUAGCGAUUCAUACAGAGAUGGUUAUGAAGGAGAAAAUUCGAUAUUCCAAACCUAACACUGGAUAUUAUUACACAGGAUCAAAAGAUUUAUAUGAGCAGCAUACAGUGAAUAAGGUCUCUUUAAAAGAAUAUCAUCUUAAAACAGGAGAAUGAUGAUCCUUUUACGUUUGAUAGUUUUUCUAUGGCUAACAAGCAUUGCUACAAGCAAAAGGAAUUCCAAGCUCAACAUUAUUCUAUUCAUGGCUGAUGACCUUGGCAUUGGAGACUUGGGAUGUUAUGGAAAUACAACUCUAAGAACUCCCAAUAUCGACACGUUAGCUAAAAGAGGAGUAAAGCUGACUCAACAUAUAGCUGCCGCACCACUCUGCACACCCAGCAGAGCAGCUUUCUUGACAGGACGGUAUCCUAUCAGAUCAGGAAUGGCUAGUUUACAUCGUGUUGGAGUAUUCUUAUUUUCUGCCUCUUCUGGUGGACUGCCUACUGAAGAAAUAACAUUUGCAACACUCCUCCAACAAAAGGGUUACACCACAGCUCUUAUAGGCAAAUGGCAUCUUGGAAUUAACUGUCACAGUCAUGAUGACUACUGCCACCACCCACUAAAUCAUGGCUUUAAUUAUUUCUAUGGAAUCCCUGUGAACAAUAUCAGAGACUGCAAACCUGAGCAUGGAAGUGUUUUUCAAAGGGGGAUUAAAAUGUACCUUCCUACAAUGCUACAGAUCACUUGGAUUGCUCUAAUCUCCUUGGCAGUUUUACAUUAUAUUGGUCUUCUCCGAAUUUCUCACAGAGCGCUGGGCUUCUUCUUCUUAAUGGCUGCAGUGUUAAUUGGAAUCUUGCUGUUCUUCUUUUAUAACUUUCGAUAUCUGAAUUGCUUCUUGAUGAGAAAUCACAGUAUUAUCCAGCAACCCUGGCGUUAUGAGAACCUCACUCAAAGACUUACAGAAGAAGCCAAAAGAUUUAUCAGAAGGAAUACUGAUGCACCAUUUCUACUUUUCCUUUCUUACCCUCAAGUGCACACAGCUCUGUUUGCUUCUCAGUCUUUCAGAGGAAAAAGCAAACAUGGUUUAUAUGGGGAUGCUGUAGAAGAGAUGGACUGGAGCAUAGGGCAGGUUCUUCAGACUUUAGAUCAAUUGAACCUAAGCAUGCAGACACUUGUGUACUUUACCUCUGAUCAAGGGGCACAUAUCGAAGAAAUUUCAAGCAGUGGAGAAGUCCAUGGUGGCUAUAAUGGAAUAUAUAAAGGUGGAAAGUCUACAAAUUGGGAAGGAGGGAUUCGGAUCCCUGGUCUUCUCCAUUGGCCUGGAGUGUUAAAACCAGAUACAAGUAUUGAUGAACCAACAAGUAAUAUGGAUAUAUUCCCCACCAUAGUUAAACUUGCUGGGGCCCAACAACCUACUGACAGAAUUAUUGAUGGACAUGAUCUGAUGCCCUUGCUUCAAGGCACAGCUCUCCACUCGAAACAUGAGUUUCUCUUCCAUUACUGUAAUGCAUAUUUAAAUGCAGUACGCUGGCAUCCAAGAAACAGUACAUCUAUUUGGAAGGCAUUAUUCUUCACUCCCAAAUUCAGUCCUGAAGGUGCUAAUGGCUGCUUUGAGUCUCAUGUUUGCUUUUGCCAUGGGAAUUUUGUCAACUACCAUGACCCGCCAUUGCUUUUUGAUCUUUCUAAGGACCCAGAAGAAAAACAUCCACUAACAACAGAAACAGAGAUUCACUUUGAUGAGAUUCUUCAUGCCAUCCAACAAGCAGUAGCCAAUCACACCCAGUCAUUGGCUACUGUUUCCAACCAGCUUUCACUAAAAAAUAUCAUUUGGAAACCUUGGCUUCAGCCAUGUUGCUCUUCCUUCCUCAAGUUCUGUUAUUGCAAUCAUGAGUCACAAGAAAACAAAGACUUGCCUGCAGCAUGACAUUACUAAUGUAAAAAUCACCCAAAUGCUUUAGGAAUAAACAAACAAACAAAAACAAAAAACAGGAGAGAAAACUUUGAAAAGUUUGACAAAGGCUGUUGUGAAGAAAUGACCUUUCCUGAACUUUUAUACCUCUCUUGUUCAAAUGGUAACAAUAGUAUAAGGAGACGUUGAAUGUGAGAAAAUAUCCCUUUAUCCCUUGAAAAUCCCAUCAACAGGCUGUGAAAGUGUCAGAAAAGUUUUACAGAAGAGCUGAUGGAAGUUUAUACUUUUUUAGGAACUAGCACAACUUACUAGAAAAGCAAAAGCCAAUAAAAAGGUAAAGAUAAAGGUUUCCCCUGAUAUUAAGUCCAGUCGUGACCGACUCUGGGUGUUGGUGCUCAUCUCCAUUUCUAAGCCGAAGAGCCGGCGUUGUCCAUAGACAUCUCCAGGUCAUGUGGCCGGCAUGACUGCAUGGAGUGCCGUUAGUGCUUACUUAAUCUUAGUGGAGGUAGCCACCUCCAACAGGGCUUUAGCCGGGGGGAGGGGGGGGCUAGGAGUUCAACCCCCCUCAUUUUUUUAGUUUUUUUUUUAACCUGGUUUACUCAUGAAUUUUAACUGGUUAACCAAAGCCCCAUGAGUGUCCAUUGAAGUUUAUCUGUUUUGAAUGUCCACUAAAGUUUAUCAAUACAGCCUGAUUUCUAAAUUAUUUUGCAUUAUGGAACUACUCUUCAUGAUUCGCUAAAAAAAAGUUUCAACCCCCCUCCCCCCCCCAAAAAAUUUUUUUUUCUGGCUAUGGCCCUAACUCCCACAUUCAUAAAUCAUGUAAAAUUAACUAGUCAGGGUGGCAGGGUGGUGGUGGCAGUAGAUGAUACCAGAAAAGAUAUGACUAUUAAUCAUGGGAUUUGAGAAUAGGUAUCCCAUCUCACAUAGAAUGCUUAUUUGAUUAAUGUUAUGCUUGACUCAGAAAACAGAGACAAAUCCAGUAAGUAUUUAUCUACUAUUUUAUAUUUACUAUUUUAAAAGUAAUUUUAUAUUUGCUACUCAAUAAUAAAUAAAAUAGAUCCUUCUAAUUAUUUUUAAGAAUGCUCCAAGUUGCUGGCUAAUGUCACAAAACACAUGUAAACAAUGAAGCUGCAUACCUAUAGUGCCCACAAGACACUCACUACAUAAAGAGUGUUGGUCCUCUAUUAAAUUACAGUUGUGGUGAGAUUUAGUUAUUGCAUAGAGACAUAAAACCAUAAAUUUUUGUGAUUUGUCAUAUAGAAGAUGUGGACUAGUGUCCUUCUGCCUUCGUAAGUUUUUUUCCCCUUCAGUUGUUCAGCCAUGUUUUGCUAACAAUUAUGUAGCAUUGUUCCUAGUGUGGCACUUUGAGGAAGAACAGCGUUCCUCCUGACCAUAGGCUGCAAUUGCUUGGCAGCUUCUUGGAGUGACUAGAAAUGUUUAAGGGGAUUAGAAAGUUUCUCCUAAUCUGAAAGUUUAUACACUUUUGUCAGGUUUUCUGGGGAGAAAUACUGAGUGGUUAUGGUGAAGUUGGGGCUAGAGGCCUUUGUUCUGUUAUUCCUUACAUUUAUUGAAUGCAUGGGUUUCAAAGGUGUCUUGGGCACACCCAGUGACAGAAAUCUGCCUUUCAGAAGGGAGAUUCACUCCUGAAAGAGUUAUCAUGGGGAAAAGGGGUCUCAACUGAAGCUUUAUCGCCAAUCCUUGUUUCCACAACAAGCCAAUUUUUUCAAAAUCCAAAUAGCUAGCUAACUAGCUAGAUGACUGGAGUUACACUUAAAAUUGUACCUGUUCUGUUUUACAAACAAAUUAAACUUAAUAACAAACCUACAGAAUCUAUCUUGUUCGUAACUUGAGGACUGCCUGUACUUGGAGUUUACUUCCAGAUCCAUAUCUUCGUGGCUGUGGCCUUUGUUAAAUGGAGAAUAUGCUGAACUGUAAUCAAUGUCAUUGUUCACUUGGCCAUAAAUAAAUCCAAGGUUAAUAAAUAAGUCCUAAUGAAGCUUAUGCAUAAAACUGCUAAUUUGUCAAGGUUAAUAUUAUUGGUAUCAUCAUGUCCUGAGAGUAAUAAUGUACUGAGAGUGGUAGUACUAAUGAAGCCCUUGGCGGUGUCUGGCUGAGCUCUCCCUAUCUAUUUAUAAAGAAAUAGGGCAGACAGAUAGGUCUCUGGUUGCUACUGAAGAAACUGUUCUGAUGCAAGAUUACAGCAGGAACGAAAGGGCUAAGAAAGAGGGAGGCAAAUGCAUCUGAAAGCAAUUCUGUAAGAGAGCAGGGAGAAAGGAAGUUUGAUAGAUCUGUGAAGGAAAAUGAAAGCAAGAGCAAAGGAACAUAGGGAGGUAUCUUGGCCCAUCUACUUUAGCAUUGUCUCCAUUGUUCUGCUGUAGCUCUCUCUGAUUUCAGUGGAACUUUCCUGCAGACCUCUCUGAAAAUGCUAGCUAUUGAAGGUGCAUAUAAAUCAGGUGCUCAGCUGUCAGAGAUAGAAUUCUGGGGAAACAAAAGAAAAACUGAGAGAGAAUGGCUUGAAAAGAAAGCUCAAUUUUGCUAGCAACUCAAGAUACAUAAAGGUAUCCAUUUUAAAAUUAAUGAAAUCUUUGAUGGCCAUCUUCUAGCAAACAUUCCAAGGUGGAUCCAUAUUCAUCCCAGAAAUUAUUCUGCCUUUCUUCAGUAUUGCUCAGUAUACAUCCUUGUUUUAGCAUUGUUAUUUCAGUUACAAUACAGACGGGAUCAAAUAGUAAUAACAAUAACAGCAUUGUUGGUAUCACAAAGCAAUUCUCUGAUAACCAAUAUCAACCAUUUAUAUUGUGGCUGGACAAUAGAUGGUCAUUCAACUUGGUUUUCCAUAUGCUUUAUUUUGUCACAGGAUACACAUAAUACAUUUAGCCAAGAUGUUUGUUUACUCUUGUUGCCAGACUUGUAAGUACUUUCAUGCUGCUAUCUCUGAAUAAAUGCAUUUGGAAUUUAAAA
Molecule: messenger RNA, 10293 nt
Organism: Anolis carolinensis (green anole)
Lineage: Eukaryota; Metazoa; Chordata; Lepidosauria; Squamata; Anolidae
Gene: sts
Product: steroid sulfatase
Exons: 10
Coding region: 5599-7350 (583 amino acids)
Molecular function (GO): arylsulfatase activity
Source: RefSeq, a predicted model, not a curated record